Messenger RNA from Columba livia (rock pigeon), 3568 nucleotides. RefSeq lists its product as uncharacterized. Bases 348 to 2687 code for a protein of 779 amino acids. Gene Ontology annotation, molecular function: cytokine activity; growth factor activity. The transcript is spliced from 2 exons. The record is from RefSeq and is a predicted model, not a curated record. Gene Ontology annotation, cellular component: extracellular region. Lineage: Eukaryota; Metazoa; Chordata; Aves; Columbiformes; Columbidae.
GCGGGCGCGCGGCGGAGCGGCGCCACCUGCUGGCGGCCACUGGGAAAGACACGGCGGGGCGGGGGGGACCGUGACGUCACCCAGCUCCGCCGUGACGUCACCCAGCCCACGGCUGAGACCCGGUGUGGGGGUGCAAAGGUCCCGCCGGGAGCAGGGCCGUGCCGGGAGGGGACGCCGCCAGCAGUCCCGGAGGUCCCGCGUGAGGAUUUGUCGCGUUUCCCCCGGGAAGGAGCAGCGUCCCCCGCCAGCUCUGCGAAAUCCGCUCGCUGGGAGGGCUGGCGGAGGUGGGAACCCCCGCUCGGCUCCUCACACCUCCGGGGCCCAGCUGUGCGGGGUGACGCGCAGCCAUGUGUCCCCACGGCCGCUCUCACUCGCUCCGCAGUGCUACGGGCAGAAGGGUUCACCCACCGCCCCCGCCUGGCCCAGCAGCACCCCCGCCCCAGCCACAUCGCGUCCCCAGGGCUGGUCCGUGGGCCAGGACCACCCAAGGACGCUGCCGUCCCCCCGCACCCAGCGGUACGAGCCCGCUGUCCUGUCCCGCACCCUGUGCCAUCAGCAGGGAGGGCAGUGGGUGCUCAGCACCCUCUCCCCAGGUCCUGCUCCGGACCCCUCUCUGGGAGGGGCCGGGGGAGCGACGGGGACGAUAUCCAUCGGUACCGCAGGCCCUGGUCUGUUCUUCAAGGAGCAGGACAGGGUUGUUGUGGGAGGGUGCUGGGGCCACCCUUCCGCGGGGGUCCCAGGUGCAGGGCGCUCGGGACAGCGGUGUCCCUGCACAGCGAGCGGGUGGCCGUGUCCCCCAUGGCAGGACAGGACUGGAGGGAGCUGGUGGUGGGGACAAGCCCAGGAGGGAUGGAUGGAGAGAAGGAUGGGGAGGAGGAGGAGGGAUGGAGAGCUGGAGAGGUGGAGGGAUGAGAUGGGGAUGGACAGGGCUGGAGGCAGGAAGGGAAAAAUGGGGAGAAGGAGCAAGGGAGAAUGGGAGGAACAGGAGAGAUGAAUGGGACAGGAUGCGGGGCAAAUGGGGGGUGGAGGGGAGGGAGAGUGGAGAUAGGGACGGGGAGAGGGACGGCGCUGGGGAUGAAGGAAUGGCAAGAGGGACGGGGAGAAGAGGGGAGGGGGUGAGGGUGGCGGGGAGGGGGCUGCGGGGGCCGCCCGGGGCGGCGCUCGGGGUUGCGGUACAAAUAGGGCGGCUGCGGGCGGCCGCUCCAGCCAUGCGGGUCCCGCUGCGCUCCGCGCCCGCGCUGGCGCUCUGCGCCCUCGCCCUGCUCUGCCUGGGCUGCGCACCCACCCGCGCACCCACCCGCGCACCCACCCGCGCCCCGCCGCGCUGCCCCCCGCUGAUGCUGCAGCUGCUCCGCGCUCCGCCCGCCCCGCUUCGCGCCGCCGCCGCCGCUGCCUUCAGCCUCUCCCCGCACGGUGAGUGGGGCCGCGGCCCCGGGAACCCCUGUCCUGGCACCGGCACUGCCCCCGAGUAUCCCUUUCCCUGGGACCGGCACCCGCAGCUUUCCCGAGCAUCCCUGUCCUGGGACCGCCACUGCUCCCACACGCCCCGUCCCCGAGCACCCCUGUCCCCAGCGGCCAGGGCACGAUGCUGGGGGGCUCUCGCUGGCUCUUGGGGUGGAUCCAGCUGCUUUCUCCACACCCUCGGGCUCCCGCGGCAGGGACCGUGUCCCGGCAGUGCGCAAGGACACGGUCCUGUCUGGCACCGGCGCUCCCGGCAGAGCAGGUGCCCUCACCGUGCCCCUUGGCUUCCAGGCUUGCUGCGGAACGGCUCCCGCUGGGCGCUUUCCUUCGACAUGUCCUCCCUCUCCGGGAGCCAGGAGGUGAGUCUGGCUGAGCUCCGCAUCCUCCUGUCCGGCCUCUCCCCAGCCCACAGCGUCUCCCUGGACAUCUACCACAGCCGGCGGUGCCGGGGUGGCGGGACCUGCACCCACCAGCUCUUCCUGGGCACCGUGGCCGGCAGCCCCUCGUCCACCCAGGCCUCCUGGACAGUGUUCGAGGUCACCAGCCUGCUCCGGUCCUGGCUCCACCAAACAGCAGCCCCUGGGCACCACGGUCCCGUGGGACAGGAGCGAUGGGAGGCAAAUGAUUCGGCCACCCUGACCACCACCGCGACACACUUGCCCAUCCUGAGUGACGCUGGUCCCAGGGAGCCAGCCCUGCCCCAGGACAUGAUGGACAGAGUGCUGCUGCUCGUCUUCUCCAAGGACAAGUCUCCGGGAGACCACAGCCUCAUCCGCACAGCAGAGACCUCCAAGCACGUCAUGCGCGACAGCGGCUCCCAGGGCACGGGGACCCGGCGGCACCGCAGGAACAGGAAGGAGAAGCAAAGGAUCAAAGUGAGUGACGCCGCUGCCGUCCCCGGGGAGGAGGGCAGGACCUUGUGCAGGAGGGUGGACAUGAUGGUGGAUUUCGAGCAGACCGGCUGGGGCAGCUGGAUUGUCUAUCCCAAGAAGUACAACGCGUACCGGUGCGAAGGGCAGUGCCCAUCACCCGUGGACGAGACCUUCAAGCCCACCAACCACGCCUACAUACAGAGUCUGCUGCAGCUCUAUAAGCCCAACCAGGUGCCCUGUCCCGCCUGCUCCCCGGUCAGGAUGAGUCCCCUCUCCAUGCUCUACUAUGAGAAGGGCGAAAUCGUCGUCCGCCACCAUGAGGACAUGAUUAUCGAGGAGUGCGGCUGCAACUGAGGGCAGCUCCCAAGGGGCACAUGUCUGCCCAGAAAGUGUCCCCAAGGACUGGCCACCCAACCCAUGACCAACAUACAGACUGGGGCACCACUGAGCCCCCGUCAGCUCCAAAUCCCACUUGCCAGUGGGCCAGGGAAGCUCUGGCUGUGCCAGGGAAGAAGGAGCGGGGUGCCGGGUGCUGGCAGUUCUGCAGUGCAGUGCAUGGAUGGAUCCAGGGUGCCCAGCGGCUGCGUUUAGCCGGGAGCCGCGGCGCUGGCAAGCCGGUGUGUGCCGGGGCAGGGGGCUGGUGCUGCUCCGUGGGGGCAGAGGCAGGGGCGCAGUGCUGGAGCAUGGCAGCAUCUCUCUGUGCCACCACGUGCUGCCUAUGGUGAUGCUCUUUUUGCGGCAACAGGUAUUGCUGGCAGCUACAAGCACUGCAGCAGCGGUGCACGGCCAUGCUGAGCGUCUGCAUCACUGGGAUUUUCAAUCUCUCCCAGGGUUUUGGCAUUCCUCUUAAGAUUUCUGUUCUAUUUCUAUUAAAAUGUUACCAGAUUUAUAUCACAAUGAAGCCGAGUUAAUGUGUCGGGCCAGUGUCUAGAGCUCCCAGCCAUGUGGGCAGCAGCAGAUGGGGCCUCCAUCUCUACACCCAGGACCAUACUGGGCGUGAUGCAAAAGACAGGGCUCCCGCAUCCCUCCCCAAAGCAUCCCUGGAGCCAGAGAGGGUUUGCACGGGCAGGCGAGGUGCCCCUGGAAAUAAGGCACCCCAGGGUGGGUCUCGGUGGGUCUGAGCCCCCCAGCCCACCCUGAACAUCUUGGCUCUGUAAAACACGGGUUUGCUCAAAGCUUUUCCACUGCUCGCUGGAUGGGGCGGCAGCAAGAGGGUCGUGGUUGUAAUGCAUGAA